AUGGGGAAGAGCCGGCAGCGACGGGCGAAGUGCGCGGUGCUGCGACUGCUGCUGUUGGUGAGUCUGAGUCUCGGAGUGGCUCAAAAGGCCUGGGUUGGCCCGGCACGGGUUCCGGCAGGGGGGGCGGCAUCGCCUCGGUCGCCUCGGUUUAAACGAGGAAGGAUCCAAGCACGCAGCUGGAGAGUCGGUCCACUUGGCCCAGUUGAAAGCGCCGCGGCUUUCCGGAUUUAUUAUCUGCCUUUUGUGGAGCCUCUCGACAUCGAUGGUAACCUCCUGGACCAGCUCUUCGGCGGUUGGUUUGGGCCUGUGGCUCCUCUGUUGCUGGGUGUUCUGGUCUUCUGGAUCCAAGGCCAGAUCAACGCAGUUCGCCGGGAGCAGGAAGGAAAAGUCUUAAGCAAAGCCGCCAAAGCGGUUGGCUCUGCAGCCAGCGGCGCUGCCAGCAGCGCAGCUCUUAGCCUCUCGGAGAGGCUCUCGUCCUUACCGAAGGAGCAGUGGCUGAAGCUGCUCAUCUGCUUGGCCAUCGACCUUGCCGGUGAUGCCACCUUCUUGCUCCCAGGUUUGGGGGAGUUCGGAGAUGUGGCUUACGCGCCUCUGGAAGCCUUUGCCCUGCGCUUCUUGUUCGGUGGCACUGGGCUUUCUGUCCUCGGCUUCUUCGAGGAAGCUCUGCCCUUCACUGAUGCCUUGCCCACCGCCACAACCGGUUGGGUUCUUCAAACGCUCUUCAGCGACUCUCCCGUCGCCAACCUCCUGGGAGUCCAGCCAUUGCAGCAGGCCGAGAAGAAGCCGUGA
Messenger RNA from Symbiodinium sp. CCMP2456, 789 nucleotides. The record is from the annotation of a GenBank genome assembly. Lineage: Eukaryota; Dinophyceae; Suessiales; Symbiodiniaceae.